Closterium sp. Yama58-4 is the source of this 3069-nucleotide messenger RNA. The record is from the annotation of a GenBank genome assembly. Lineage: Eukaryota; Viridiplantae; Streptophyta; Zygnematophyceae; Desmidiales; Closteriaceae.
AUGGUCGGGCAGUGUGGUAACCAGGUUGCGAGCGAAUUCUGGCGACAACUGUGCUUGGAGCACGGCAUUGGGCUAGAUGGCAACCUGCAGGACUUCGCGACGCAGGGCGACGAUCGCAAGGACGUGUUCUUUUAUCAGGCGGACGACCAACACUACAUCCCGCGCUCCGUUUUACUCGACCUAGAGCCGCGCGUGGUGAGGAGCAUCCAGGCGGGCGAGUUCCGCGCGCUCUUCAACGCGGAGAACGUGUACGUGGCGGAGCACGGGGGGGGCGCGGGGAACAACUGGGCGAGCGGGUUCGACCAGGCGCGCGCGCAGCAGGAGGCGAUCAUGGAGAUGAUUGACAGAGAAGCGGAGGGCAGCGAGAAUCUGGAGGCCUUCUAUCUUUGCCACUCCGUGGCUGGAGGCACGGGGUCAGGCAUGGGGUCAUAUCUCCUGGAGGAGCUGCACGAUCGCUACCCCAAAAAGCUUGUUCAGACGUACAGUGUCUUCCCGAACCAAUCAGAAACAUCUGACGUGGUGGUCCAGCCGUACAACUCGCUGCUGACCCUCCGCCGGCUGACUCAGCACGCUGACAGCGUGGUUGUCCUCGACAACACAGCGCUGGAUAGGAUCGCGGCGGAGAGACUGCGGCUGCACCAGCCGACGUUUGCCGAGACCAACUCGCUGGUGGCGAUGGUCAUGGCUGCGAGUACCAACACGAUUCGGUACCCGGGGUUCAUGAGCAAUGACCUGGCUUCCAUGGUGUCUUCGCUCGUGCCCACGCCGCUGUGUCACUUUCUGGUUUCCAGCUACACGCCUCUCACUGUGCAGCGGCAGGAGAACAUGAUUCGCAAGACAUCAGUCUUUGAUGUCAUGAGGCGACUGCUGCAGCCACAGAACUGGAUGGUGUCGUCUCACUACGGCCGAGCGCGGGAUGUCAGUGCCGCCCGGUACAUGGCGAUUCUGAACGUCAUCCAGGGGGAGGUGGAUCCGGGGGAGGUGAACAAGAGCAUGCAGCGCAUUCGAGAGAAGCAGGCGGCUUCCUUCAUUGAAUGGGGGCCUGCGAAUAUACAGGUGGCCCUCUCUCGCAAGUCGCCCUACGUGCAGACGGGGCACAAAGUGAGCGGGCUGAUGCUGGCCAACCACACGGGCAUGAGGCACCUGUUUGGGCGCUGUGUGAAGCAGUAUGAGAACAUGCGCCGCAAGUCCGCUUUCCUUGAGCCCUACAAGCAGUUCUCCAUGUUCUCCGACAACUUGGUGGAGUUUGACGAAUCACACGAGGUUGUGCGGUCAAUGAUUGAUGAGUACCGCAUGUGCGAGUCAUCGGAUCCACUUGCGUACGAGUUUGACGGCGCGGCAGGGGCUGGGCCGAAUGCCCGAGUGCGAUGCCGUCGCCGUGUUGUUCGUCCGUCGCCUGCCUUGCGUUGCGUUGCGUUGCGUCGUCUCGUCUGUCCCCCCUUGGGACUGCGACUGGCGAUGGUCCGCUUCCCGUUCGAGUUAGAUGGAGGAUGGGUACUGCAUCAGCGUACAGGACGGCUAGAGGAUGCUUAUACCUUAGGGAAGGAGCUGGGUCGUGGACAUUUCGGGAUCGUCAAGCUUUGCAGAAAACUUUCCGGAGGCGGACAAUACGCAUGCAAGUCGAUUGACAAGUCUAAACUCUCGCACUGGGAGGAUAAGGAAGAUGUUCGCAGAGAAAUCGAGAUUAUGCGGAGACUAUCCGGGAACCCGUACACGCUGAACCUGGAAGACGUUUUCGAGGACGAUAGAUUCGUUCACCUAAUUAUGGAGCUCUGCGAGGGUGGUGAUUUAUUCGACGACAUCAGCAGCCAUGGCUUCAUGACAGAAGCGCAAGCAGCAGCAGUCUUCGAGGAGAUUGUGCUUGCCGUUAUGCACUGCCAUGAGCACGGCGUUCUACACCGCGACUUAAAACCGGAAAAUAUCCUUCUUGUACAGAGAUCAGGCGUUAGGGAGCAAGCGGGAACAGAUGACUGCAGGUCUCCCACGAAAUGCUUUUCGUUGACUCCGAGGGUCAAGCUUACUGAUUUCGGGCUUUCUCUCUUCGUCGACGCUCACAAGCAGGUUUACGGUGUCGCCGGAAGCCCGUUCUACCUUGCUCCAGAAGUUCUUUCCGGAAAUUACGGCCACGAAGCAGAUAUCUGGUCUUUGGGUGUCAUGCUGUACAUGCUUCUCUCAGGUUCAGCUCCGUUUUUCGGGGAAUCGGAGGACGAGGUCCUCGCAGCCGUCAAGCGGGGAAAGUUUUCGUUUUACCGACCGAUCUGGGGCUCUAUUUCGCCGUUCGCGAAAGACCUUAUUCGGUGCCUGCUUCGUCAGGAUCCGACAAAGAGACCGACUGCCAGCGAUAUACUCCAGCAUCCGUGGUUCACUGAGGUGUUCCGAUCACAGCAGCAGCAACAACAGCAGCAACAGCAGCAGCAGCAGCAGAUGCAGCAGCAGCAGCCAGCGCAGGAGCUGCAGAACGCGCGGUCCGAACAGGUGGUAGAUAGCUUAGAUAGCGUUACAUCGAUCGACAACGCAAGCCAAUCCAUGUGUACAGGCAUCGUCCACUCUUCCCCUAGUCCCGCCAUGCAAUCGCACUCGCAUCUUCCCAGCUCGCCCGUCUCUCAUCUCCAAUGUUCAGCCGAGUUCAGCCCCGUGGUUUCCAGGAAACUACCCCACGCUUCCCCGCAAACCCCGCCGAGGUUGGAGCUUGAGACCCAUACCAGCUUGCUGUGUGCGAGCUCACGGCUAAGCCUCGCAUCGUCUCUCGCCUCCUCGUCGGUUGAAGAAGGGUCGGUAGAAGCAGACGGAGCUAGAUCGGAGCAGACUGAAGGCUCGGAAUCGGUCGAAGAGGAAGAAACAGCAGCAGCAGCGGCGGAUGUGCAAGGGGAGUCAUUGAACGUGGCUCCUUCCUUGUGGGGUUUGUUUGGAGGCUACAGCUCGAUGGUUAAACCGGAGGAGAUCGAUGCUACAGAUUUAGUAGCUUCUGAAGGAUCGUUGGCGCAAACGCCGCAGCUGCUCUCCUGCAGCGUGUGGGGUCGGAGUCAGACCACCGACGCUGUCGAAAUCGACUGGGUGUUCGGCUUCUGA